Molecule: messenger RNA, 1125 nt
Organism: Pochonia chlamydosporia 170
Lineage: Eukaryota; Fungi; Ascomycota; Sordariomycetes; Hypocreales; Clavicipitaceae
Product: siderophore iron transporter
Exons: 3
Coding region: 1-1125 (374 amino acids)
Biological process (GO): transmembrane transport
Molecular function (GO): transmembrane transporter activity
Source: RefSeq, a predicted model, not a curated record
AUGGAGAAAAUCGCUCUGGCUGCGAGCGAGGCAGCUUCGCCAAGCUCGCAAAAUGCUGAUCCAGCGAUGAAUCCCACCGCCACGGUCGGGGUGCAAUCACAAGGAGUAACCAGGAUGGAGGCUAUGUAUCGCUCAACGAAAGGGGACAGGAGGCUGUUAUGGCUUGCAGGCAUCUCAGUUUCGGUCUGUGCCUGGGUGUAUUCAUUGGACUUUGCGACAUCGCACAACUAUUCUGUUGAUGUCUCAUCUUAUUACCGUCAACAUAGCACAGUCCUCGCCACCUUGGGCAUUGUCACAAACAUCAUAAGCGCGGUGAGCAAGCCCUUCAUCGCGAAAUUUUCGGACAUCACAAGCAGGCCAUACACGUACAUAUUUGGGCUCGUGUUCUACGUUAUGGGCUAUGUUAUCGUAUCGACCUCAUCAUCCAUCUCGGCAUAUGUCGUUGGGGAAGCCUUCGUGUCACUUGGCAGCUCUGGAAUAGAUCUUGUGAACGAUAUCAUCGUUGCCGACCUGACGCCCCUGGAAUGGAGGGGAUUCUUGGGAGGAUUGCUAUCAACGCCGUUUGUAAUCAACACCUGGUUUGCUGGAAAGAUUGUACAGGCAAUAUUGUCCAAGGGUCAGUGGAGAUGGGGUUACGGGAUGUUUGCUAUCAUCAUGCCAGUCGCCAUCACCCCAGCGAUUGCCACCCUCAUCUAUCUCGACCGAAAAGCGAAAAAGUCUGGCACGGUCAGCCUUGCCUCAGGUGGCGAGGCUCAGCAUGCGGAGAAGCAAGUCUCGGAUCAGAUUGGCCACGACGGCGUACCAACUAUCAACUCAAUGACAGUUACCUCAUCCCGAGGUAGCUGGUUACAAAAGUUUAAGCGUGGGAUGAUAGAAAUUGACUCAUUUGGACUGCUGCUACUCGGAUUUGGUUGGGCACUUCUUCUUCUUCCAUUCUCCCUAAAGACUUACGCACAGCAUGGAUGGAAAAACCAAUCACUUAUCGCAAUGUUUGUGGUUGGUGGUGUAUUAUGGAUUGCCUAUGUGGUGUAUGAAAUCAAAUGGGCCCCGAUGCCUAGUGCACCAAGAAGAUUGUAUCCGGAAACAUGCGUGGCCUUUACUGGUCAUCUUACGUUUACGUUGUGA